Messenger RNA from Pogoniulus pusillus (Red-fronted tinkerbird), 531 nucleotides. RefSeq names its product ribosomal protein L39 (gene RPL39). Gene Ontology annotation, biological process: translation. Gene Ontology annotation, molecular function: structural constituent of ribosome. NCBI's taxonomy places the organism in Eukaryota, Metazoa, Chordata, Aves, Piciformes, Lybiidae. The record is from RefSeq and is a predicted model, not a curated record. Gene Ontology annotation, cellular component: ribosome; cytosolic large ribosomal subunit. Bases 110 to 265 code for a protein of 51 amino acids. The transcript has 3 exons.
CUGUUCCCGCGGAACCCGACCCGCACCCAGCCUCUCUAUCGCUGCUUGUCCCAGCCCCUUCCGCCUCUUCCGCAGCCGCCAUCGCCGGGACGCCAGGCCUCUCCUCGCCAUGUCGUCUCACAAGACGUUCAAGAUCAAACGUUUCCUUGCGAAGAAGCAGAAGCAGAACCGUCCCAUCCCGCAAUGGAUUCGCAUGAAGACGGGCAAUAAGAUCAGGUACAACUCCAAAAGGAGACACUGGAGAAGGACCAAACUGGGCUUGUAAAAAAGACUGUCCCCUGGGAACUCUAAUAACACUUGUCUUUCUGCACCAGACUGAACCACCCCCUACAUACUCAAGUGAUUCCUUCUGUAGUGCUGGACUGCAAUCCCCAGCAAUUUGGGGGUUUUAUAGUCUGGGAUAUCGAUGUUAAAAUCUUGGAAGCAGUUUGCAUCUGAAACUUGGAGACUGUGUUCUAUUAGCGUUCUUUUUUCCAGGAACCAUCAUGAGUGUUGACAGGGUACAGGCUUAUUAAUAAAUAUGAAACUGAA